Messenger RNA from Cyprinus carpio (common carp), 2147 nucleotides. RefSeq lists its product as uncharacterized. The coding region runs from base 105 to 1160 and encodes 351 amino acids. NCBI's taxonomy places the organism in Eukaryota, Metazoa, Chordata, Actinopteri, Cypriniformes, Cyprinidae. The transcript has 5 exons. Gene Ontology annotation, molecular function: zinc ion binding. The record is from RefSeq and is a predicted model, not a curated record.
UCGCGAGCAAGCCUGGAUUCGCUGGACAAGGGAAAAGGUGGUGCAGAGGAUUCUCCCCAAAUGGAUUUAAUGUUUCCGUAAACACAAACAAUGGGAUUGAAGCAAUGAACAACUCUUUGAAGAGCUUUUACCUGAAGAUUUUGGGUACUAAAACAGUAUCAUCUUUAGUUGAAAUGAUAAUUACUGAAUUCAUACCUGAGCAGCUCCUCUCAUACGCUAAACUUAAUUACACAUACAGCAGUGAACACAAGGUCUACAGUGCUGAUGUUCCUGAGUUCCUUUGGGACCGUCCAAGAAGCUUUGUGCAACAUUGCCUGAAAAGCAUAGAGGCAGCUGCUCAUUAUACCUCCCAAAAUCUUCAAGAACAGAGCAAGGGUGUAUACAAAGUCCAGAGUGAACAGUCAUGUGAUUGGUACUCUGUAGACCUCGGAGACAAAGACCGUUUUCCAUCAUGUGAAUGCAGAUCUUUUAAAUCAUCUUUUUUACCCUGCAAGCAUUUUUUUGCUAUUUUCCAACACACUGACAGCUCAUGGUAUUCCUUGUGCCCAGAUUACAUAAACAGUCCAUAUGUCACUCUUGACUCAGAGGUGGUAUCAGGUCAGAAACACUUGCUGGUGAAAGAAGUGAUUGACAAGAGCAAGACUGUACAUCCUGUGGCCAAAGACAGUCUUGACAUUCAAUGCUUGAACAUGGAUGUGGAGGCAAAUGGUGUUUCCACUGCACAGAGUGGUCUACGAGAGAAAUUAAAAAUUCUCCUGGAUCUGUCAUACCUAUGCACUGAUCUUGAAUUGUUGCGAAAUGCGACUGCAGUCAUUGGUGAACUUGCAGGAAAGAUGAAAUGCUCUUUUCCAAAGGAAGAUGCUCUACCACUUCUAAGCAAGAAAGAUGAUGUGAAGCCGAAACUUCGUGUACUCCCAACCCAGAAAAGAAAAAGAAUGUUGAGAAACAAAAGAAGAAAAAUUGAGAAAAGAAACAGUGGUGACACGGGUGACCAGUCUGGUUCUUUGAAAGAAAACUCGCUGACAGAUUGUGCUACAAUAGCUUUGCCAGGUGAUAAAUGCAUAUUUGGACACUUUGAAACUCGAAAACAACACCAAAACCAACGCUGGAUACCACUGUUUCAAUAUUUCUACCUACAUGCCUCUACUUUGGGAGUGUGACAGAUUUGACUCCUGGAUGUUUGAAAAGGUGGUGUUCUCUCAAAUGAAAUGGAUUUUUCUUCCAAUCCUUGUGAGAGGCAAUCACUGGGUACUUUUGGUAGCAGAUGUUCCAAAGAUGGAAGUAUCCAUAAUGGACUCGCUUUCAGGAAAUAAUGAUAUCUACAUAGAUAUGUGGAGGUAAGACCUAGAAUCCUCAUAAACUCUUAAGUAAUGUUACUGUACUUUUUUUGUGUAGUAUCGUACUGUAUAUAUUUCACUCUAAUAGAAUUCGAUUUUGCCUGUUUCUCAGCCAUCAUAUUGUUAUUUAGAUGUUAUCUAAAAGAGAUAGUUCACCCAAAAAUGAAAAUUCUGUCAUCAGUUACUUACCCUCAUGUCAUUCCAAACCCAUAAGACCUUCGUUCAUCUUCAUAACACAAAUUAAGAUAUUUUUGAUAAAAUCCGAGAGCUUUCUGAUACUCCAUAGACAACAAGGUCCUACGUCCUACCACGGUCAAGUCCCAGAGACGUAAUAAGGACAUAGUUUAAAUAGCUAUGAGAACACUUUUAUUGCGCAAAGAAAACAAAAAUAAUGAGUUUAUUCAAUGAUUUUUUUUUCUUCUGGGAGAGUCUGCCACCAUUAUCGAGAGUAACACAAUGCUUGGUGCGGUGCUGCUGACUAGAAAAGCCACCUGAGAAACUCUGCUCAAGUGCACAGAGGGCAAAAGCUGCUUUAAACGCAAAGGAUGGUCCCCAAAUGCAGAUUUAAUUAAGUUAAUAAAAUUAUUUUUGACAGCAUCCUCAUUAUACAGCAUUUUUACCCAAGGGCCUAAAACUUUGCACAGUACUGUAGCUUUGCAGGGAGGUUUCAUGAAGCAUCUUGGAGGCAUUGCCACAGUUCUUCUGGAUUGAGUCUGUCUCAGUUUGUUCUGUUUCUUCAUGUUAUUCCAGACAGACUGAUGAUGAUCAGAUCAGAUUUCUGUUUGGAGCACUGGCUGUUGUAAGCAAAAA